CAGUGUGCUGUUAGCAGUUUAUGAAGGGGAAUGGUAAAGCGUUUACUGGUGGCUGCUGACACGGAAUAUUAAUACGUCUCUUGGAGCGGGUCUGUUUUAAUAACUCGGAAACAUGAUAGCGGAGAACUGUAAAGUGUUGACGUUAUGUCUGCAUCAACUGGCUCUCCUCCGAAGAGCUCCGCUUCCUGGAUCUUCAUCCCUCCCAGCAAGGCGAUCUUUCAGUUCACUCAGGGAUGCUAAGCGCAGAGGCUUGUUAUGGAAGACGCUCAUUGGCCUCUCUGUUGGCGUUCCCGUGGCGGUGAGCAUCAAGUAUGCCGUAUCGGAGCCGAGACAGAGGAGACAGAUGAGGAUUGUGAUUGAAGGGUUUGGCCGCUUCUGCAGGGUGAACCUGCUCUCUCUCUGUGAAAAGUGCAAGGAAUUAGUGGUGGAGCUGCCAAUUUUGAGCAAUCCAUCCUACGUGACUGAGAUGUCAGCUUGCCACCAGAGGGCAGCAGAGUCCAUCGUGGAAGGAGCCAUAAAGAAUGGAGGCCUGUACAUUAAGCUUGGCCAAGGCCUGUGUGCCUUCAACCACCUGCUACCCCCUGAGUACAUCCACACCCUGCAACUACUAGAAGACAAAGCUCUAAACAGGAGGUACAAAGAGGUGGACGCUCUCUUUGAAGAAGACUUCAACAAGACCCCUGAUAAGCUUUUUAAAGCAUUCGACUAUGAGCCCAUCGCUGCUGCCAGCUUAGCUCAGGUUCAUAAAGCCCUGCUGUUUGACGGGACUCCGGUCGCUGUGAAGGUGCAGUUCAUUGACCUCAGGGAUCGCUUUGAUGGAGAUAUCAGAACAUUGGAGAUCCUGCUGGAUAUGAUUAAGUUCAUGCACCCCAGUUUUGGGUUCCGAUGGGUCCUUAAGGACUUGAAGGGAACACUGGCUCAGGAGCUGGACUUUGAGAAUGAGGCCAGGAACUCUGAGAGGUGCGCAGAGGAGCUGAAACACUUUAAAUUUGUGGUUGUACCUAAAGUCUUCUGGGAGCAAACCAGCAAGAGAGUGCUGACAGCAGAGUUUUGCGACGGCUGUAAAAUCAACAGCGUGGAAGAAAUAAAACGUCAAGGACUGAGUCUGAAAGAUACUGCAGAUAAACUGAUCAGAACAUUUGCUGAGCAGAUAUUCUACACGGGUUUUAUCCAUGCAGACCCUCACCCCGGGAAUGUUCUCGUGAGGCGAGGUCCUGACAACAAGGCGGAGCUGGUGCUGUUGGACCACGGCUUGUACGAAUACCUCAGUCAGCAAGAUCGAGAGGCCCUCUGUAAACUUUGGAGGUCCAUAGUCCUCAGGGACGAGGCAGAAAUGAAGCAGCAGUCCAGCGCCCUCGGGGUCAAAGAGUACUUCCUCUUCUGCGAGAUGCUGCUGCAGCGACCAAUCAACAUGCACAAGUUGGGUCUGUCCAACAUCCUGAGCAGGGAGGAGACGGCCUACAUGCGUGAGAUGGCCGUCCACCGCUUCGAGAGCAUCAUGCAGGUGCUGAAGUCGAUGCCUCGGCCCAUGCUGCUGGUGUUCAGGAACAUCAACACGGUGCGGAGCAUCAACAUCAAACUGGGGGCGCCGGUGGACCGCUACUUUGUCAUGGCCAAGAGCGCCGUGCGAGGCUGGGGGAAGAUUCAGGCUGAGAAGGUCGGCGUCCUCCCUCAGCUUUGGCUCUUCCGCUGGGGGAGGACUGCAUGGGAGAGCGUCAAGUUUGAAGUUGCUCUGAGAUCAGAGAUGGCAGUGAUGAGCCUGACACGUGCGGUCCUGGCGCUGCUCCAGUACUUGGGCCUCCUAUCGCUGGACUCCGACUUGUACGAGUACCUGAAAUAAGCGCGCAAGCGUCUCACUACAAAGGAUUCAUUCCAAGCACAAGUGAACGCAGCUCAUCAGUGAGCCUUUUGCUGCUCAAGCAGCUCUGAGUGCUGGUGGUUUACGGUGCUGCUCGACUGUGAGCAACGUUCCCACCAAACCACCUUCAGGGUCUGCUGGGGGAGAAUGUGCUCCACUACAAGACUGUAAGCAUCCGUUCCAGGGCGAGAGGAGCAACACUACCAAUGUGACUUUUAAGUAAUUAAAUCUUAUUUAUUUUAGAGAAAUUUUGGGAAACCAAAUCCAAUGAGGUUUUUAACCUGCAGGUUUUUUAAUGAAGCAGACAUUUUCUCAGUUAUUCUGUCCAGCACCACCUGACUGUUUAAAUUAUGAGAACAUGGUAAUAAAACACGAAGAAAUCA
Molecule: messenger RNA, 2241 nt
Organism: Neolamprologus brichardi
Lineage: Eukaryota; Metazoa; Chordata; Actinopteri; Cichliformes; Cichlidae
Source: RefSeq, a predicted model, not a curated record